Messenger RNA from Cololabis saira (Pacific saury), 1826 nucleotides. It is a transcript of the gene kpna4, whose product is annotated as karyopherin alpha 4 (importin alpha 3). The record is from RefSeq and is a predicted model, not a curated record. Lineage: Eukaryota; Metazoa; Chordata; Actinopteri; Beloniformes; Belonidae. The coding region runs from base 128 to 1690 and encodes 520 amino acids. Gene Ontology annotation, biological process: NLS-bearing protein import into nucleus. The transcript has 17 exons. Gene Ontology annotation, cellular component: cytoplasm; nucleus; nucleoplasm. Gene Ontology annotation, molecular function: nuclear import signal receptor activity; protein binding.
UAUGCACCGCGGAGCGAGCAGAGCAUAGUCCGCUAACCAGCGCUGCAAACGGGAACCAGAGAGAGGACAGCUCCCCCAGCUCACCCACGACCCGCACCAAACCGAACACGGUCCACAACCGAUAACAAUGGCCGACAACGAGAAACUGGACAACCAGCGGCUAAAGAAUUUCAAGAAUAAGGGUCGAGAUUUGGAGACUAUGAGGAGACAGAGGACUGAGGUUGUGGUGGAACUCAGAAAGAACAAAAGGGAUGAGCACCUUCUGAAGAGGAGAAAUGUACCCCAUGAGGACAUCUGUGAGGACUCUGAUCUUGAUGGAGAUUUCAGAUCACACAACACCUCACUUGAAACAAUAGUGCAAAAUGCCACCAGCGAUAACCAGGGGAUCCAGCUGAGUGCCGUUCAGGCUGCAAGGAAAUUGUUGUCCAGCGACCGUAAUCCUCCCAUAGAUGACCUGAUUAAGUCUGGGAUCCUUCCUAUUCUGGUCCACUGCCUGGACAGAGAUGACAACCCGUCUCUCCAGUUUGAGGCUGCCUGGGCUUUAACCAACAUAGCGUCGGGUACCUCAGAGCAGACCCAAGCUGUGGUCCAGUCCAAUGCUGUUCCUCUGUUCUUGAGGCUGCUUCAUUCUCCUCACCAGAAUGUGUGCGAACAGGCCGUUUGGGCUCUGGGCAACAUCAUAGGUGAUGGCCCGCAGUGCAGAGACUAUGUGAUCAGCUUGGGUGUGGUCAAGCCCCUGCUCUCAUUCAUUAGUCCCUCCAUCCCCAUCACCUUCCUCCGCAAUGUCACCUGGGUUAUGGUCAACCUGUGCCGUCACAAGGACCCUCCACCACCGAUGGAGACGAUCCAGGAGAUCCUGCCAGCUCUGUGUGUGCUGAUCCAUCACACAGAUGUCAGUAUCUUGGUGGACACGGUUUGGGCUCUGUCUUACUUAACUGAUGCUGGUAACGAGCAAAUCCAAAUGGUCAUCGACUCUGGCAUUGUCCCUCACCUGGUUCCGCUACUGAGUCACGUGGAGGUCAAAGUUCAGACUGCUGCUCUGAGGGCCGUUGGGAACAUAGUGACUGGCACAGAUGAACAGACGCAAGUGGUGCUCAACUGUGACGCUCUCAGCCACUUCCCAUCACUCCUCACUCACCCGAAAGAGAAAAUCAAUAAGGAGGCAGUGUGGUUCUUGUCCAACAUUACAGCAGGUAACCAGCAACAGGUGCAGGCAGUCAUUGAUGCCAAGUUGGUCCCCAUGAUCAUCCACCUGCUUGACAAGGGUGACUUUGGAACUCAGAAGGAAGCAGCCUGGGCCAUCAGUAACCUGACAAUAAGUGGGAGGAAAGAUCAGGUUGCACAUCUCAUCGAGAAGCAGGUGAUCCCUCCGUUCUGCAACCUGCUCACAGUGAAAGAUGCUCAAGUUGUGCAGGUUGUUCUCGAUGGCCUCAGCAAUAUCCUGAAGAUGGCUGACGAGGAGGCGGAUACGAUCGCUAACCUCAUUGAGGAAUGUGGAGGUUUGGAAAAGGUGGAGAUGCUUCAAAAUCAUGAAAAUGAAGAUAUCUACAAAUUGGCUUAUGAAAUUAUUGAUCAGUACUUUUCGUCUGACGAUAUCGACGAGGACACCAGCCUGGUCCCAGAGACCAUCCAGGGUGGAACUUUCGGCUUCAACCCAGCCAACUUGCCAGCCGAGGGAUUCCAGUUCUAGACGUCAUCUGGGGUAUUCUGGAGUUUUGUUCACGAUGCAGCACUCUGUUCAACAUAAACAAAUUAGGAGAGAAAGAGCGAGAGAGAGCGAGUGUGAGAAAUUCGAUCCAUUGUGCUUGGCUCGUGGGAUCCAUGGC